Molecule: messenger RNA, 1365 nt
Organism: Monoraphidium neglectum
Lineage: Eukaryota; Viridiplantae; Chlorophyta; Chlorophyceae; Sphaeropleales; Selenastraceae
Exons: 15
Coding region: 1-1365 (454 amino acids)
Biological process (GO): glycolytic process; fructose 6-phosphate metabolic process
Cellular component (GO): cytoplasm
Molecular function (GO): ATP binding; 6-phosphofructokinase activity
Source: RefSeq, a predicted model, not a curated record
AUGCAAACCUUUGUGUGCCCAGAUCUGGAUAUCCUUGAGGUCAAAACCCUGCGCCACAAGCUGACACCCAGGCCCUCGCCUUUCACAAAGGACAACAAUGCGGGCGCCGGCUUUGUGGGCGACAAGGACCGCAUCCGGCUGCACACUGUGGAAUACGAGUCGGAGCUCUCGUCUGGGGCUGCCUGCGGCAACGGCGUCGUAUCUGGGGAGGAUGACACCUGCCUGAUGCUGCCAGAGUGGGCCAUCCGCAGCGGGCCGCGCGACACGAUCUACUUUGAACCCUCCCAGGUGACGGCAGCCAUCGUGACGUGCGGCGGGCUGUGCCCUGGCCUGAACGAUGUGGUGCAGAACAUUGUCUUCACAUUGACAGACUAUGGUGUCCCUGAAGACCAAAUCAUUGGGAUCCGCUAUGGCCUGGCGGGCUUCUACAACAAGGGUGCAAAGCCCGUCACCCUGACGCGCCAGACGGUGGACGGCAUCCACCUGAAGGGCGGCACCAUGCUGGGCACUUCGCGCGGCGGUGCAAACAUAGAGGAGAUCGUGAGGCGCAUAGACCUGUGGGGCCUGGACAUGGUCUUUGUGGUGGGCGGAAAUGGCGGCAAUGCGGCAGCCAACGCCAUACAGGAGGAGAUUGCGCGGCAGGCGAGAGACGUCAAGUGCGUCGUGGCGGGCGUUCCCAAGUCCAUCGACAACGACAUCCUGCUCAUCGACAAGUGCUUCGGGUUUGACACGGCGGUCGAGGAGGCGCAGCGCGCGCUGCUCGCGGCAAAGGUCGAGGCCGCCAGCGGGCGCCGCGGGCUGGGCAUCGUGAAGCUGAUGGGGCGCAACAGCGGGUUCAUCGCGAUGGAGGCCUCCAUGGCCAGCGGGGUGGUGGACGUCUGCCUCAUCCCCGAGAUCAAGUUUGACCAGAAGAAGCUCCUGGCCCAUGUUGGCAGCAUCCUGGACCGCAAGGGUCACUGCGUCAUCUGCGUCGCAGAGGGGGCGGGGCAGGACCUGGUCAACCAGGAAGGCAAGGGUGGCACCGACGCCAGUGGCAACGCCAUCCUCAAGGACAUCGGCGUGUUCCUGCGCGACACCCUCAAGGGCCACUUCAAGGACCAGGCCGACAUCAAGUACAUAGACCCCUCCUACCUCAUCAGGUCCAUUCCAACGACUUCAAACGACCGCAUCUACUGCAAGGUCCUUGGGCAGGGAGCCGUGCACGGCGCAUUCUCCGGCUACACCGGCUUCACCGCAGGGCUGGUCAACACCCACUAUGUCUACCUGCCCAUAGAGACCAUCAUUCAGGCCCCAAGGAAGGUCAACCCCACAGGACGGCGCUGGAACCGGCUCAAGACUGCCAUCAACCAGCCGGAUUUGCACUGA